Molecule: messenger RNA, 3902 nt
Organism: Zalophus californianus (California sea lion)
Lineage: Eukaryota; Metazoa; Chordata; Mammalia; Carnivora; Otariidae
Gene: TCF12
Product: transcription factor 12
Exons: 21
Coding region: 258-2378 (706 amino acids)
Biological process (GO): regulation of transcription by RNA polymerase II
Cellular component (GO): transcription regulator complex
Molecular function (GO): DNA-binding transcription factor activity, RNA polymerase II-specific; RNA polymerase II cis-regulatory region sequence-specific DNA binding; protein dimerization activity
Source: RefSeq, a predicted model, not a curated record
AGCGAAAAAAAUGUCCGCCUGAGGAGACCCACAAGUUCUAUUCGGGGGGACCGCCAGCCCGCCCCGGGAGAAAGGGGCGGCCAGGCCCGAGAGCCGCCUCCCCUGCCCGGAUCCGAGAGCUCGCGCGGGGCAAAGUGAGCCGAGCCGCCGGGAGGUGCAAGGGGAAGCCCGAGCCCGCUCUCCCGGCCAAAGUGAACUUUAAUCGGGGUGGUUGGAUGCGGAGACGGGGCGGCAGGACCCGCUAGAAGUGGCUGAAGAUGAAUCCCCAGCAGCAGCGCAUGGCUGCUAUAGGGACCGACAAGGAGCUGAGCGACCUGCUGGACUUCAGUGCGAUGUUUUCUCCACCUGUUAAUAGUGGGAAAACCAGACCAACGACACUGGGAAGCAGUCAGUUCAGUGGAUCAGGUAUGGAUGAACGAGGAGGUACAACAUCUUGGGGAACAAGUGGUCAACCAAGCCCCUCUUAUGACUCAUCUAGAGGUUUUACAGACAGCCCUCAUUACAGUGAUCACUUGAAUGACAGUCGAUUAGGGGCCCACGAAGGCUUGUCCCCAACACCUUUCAUGAACUCAAAUCUGAUGGGAAAAACGUCAGAGAGAGGUUCAUUUUCCCUGUACAGCAGAGACACCGGAUUACCAGGCUGUCAAUCUAGUCUCCUGAGACAAGAUCUGGGGCUUGGAAGCCCAGCACAGCUGUCUUCUUCAGGAAAACCUGGAACACCAUACUACUCAUUCUCUGCCACAAGUUCCAGGAGAAGACCACUCCAUGACUCUGCAGCACUUGAUCCUUUGCAAGCAAAGAAAGUCAGAAAGGUGCCUCCUGGUUUGCCUUCUUCAGUAUAUGCACCAUCCCCAAAUUCAGAUGAUUUCAACCGUGAAUCUCCUAGUUAUCCAUCUCCCAAACCACCAACCAGUAUGUUUGCUAGCACUUUCUUUAUGCAAGAUGGGACCCACAAUUCUUCUGACCUUUGGAGUUCAUCAAAUGGGAUGAGCCAGCCUGGUUUUGGUGGAAUUCUGGGGACCUCCACUUCCCACAUGUCUCAAUCCAGUAGUUACGGCAGCCUUCAUUCACAUGACCGCUUGAGCUAUCCUCCACACUCAGUUUCACCAACAGACAUAAACACGAGUCUCCCACCAAUGUCUAGCUUCCAUCGUGGCAGUACCAGCAAUUCGCCUUAUGUUGCUGCCUCACACACUCCUCCCAUCAAUGGAUCAGAUAGCAUUCUAGGAACCAGAGGGACUGCUGCUGGAAGCUCACAGACAGGUGAUGCACUUGGAAAGGCUUUGGCAUCUAUUUAUUCUCCUGACCAUACCAGCAGUAGUUUUCCAUCAAAUCCGUCAACACCAGUUGGAUCACCCUCACCUCUCACAGGUACCAGUCAGUGGCCCAGAGCUGGAGGGCAAGCUCCUUCAUCCCCAAGCUAUGAAAACUCACUCCACUCCCUGAAAAAUCGAGUUGAGCAGCAACUUCACGAGCAUUUGCAAGAUGCAAUGUCCUUCUUAAAGGAUGUCUGUGAGCAAUCUCGAAUGGAGGAUCGUUUAGACAGACUGGAUGAUGCUAUCCAUGUGCUGCGGAACCAUGCUGUGGGACCGUCCACCAGUUUACCUGCUGGUCACAGUGAUAUACACAGUUUAUUGGGACCAUCCCAUAAUGCAUCAAUUGGAAGCCUCAGUUCAAACUAUGGUGGAUCAAGCCUUGUUACAAGCAGUCGAUCUGCUUCAAUGGUUGGAACUCAUCGAGAAGACUCUGUCAGUCUCAAUGGCAAUCAUUCAGUCCUGUCUAGUACGGUCACUGCUUCAAGCACAGACUUGAACCACAAAACACAAGAAAAUUACAGAGGUGGCUUGCAAAGUCAAUCUGGAACUGUUGUUCCAGCAGAAAUCAAGACUGAAAACAAAGAAAAAGAUGAAAACCUUCAUGAACCUCCUUCAUCAGAUGACAUGAAAUCAGAUGAUGAAUCCUCCCAAAAAGAUAUCAAGGUUUCAUCUAGAGGCAGAACAAGCAGUACUAAUGAAGAUGAGGAUUUGAACCCAGAACAGAAGAUAGAAAGGGAGAAAGAAAGGCGGAUGGCUAACAACGCUAGAGAACGUUUACGUGUGAGGGAUAUUAACGAGGCAUUCAAAGAGCUUGGUCGAAUGUGUCAGCUCCAUUUAAAGAGUGAAAAACCCCAAACAAAACUCCUUAUUCUUCAUCAGGCCGUGGCAGUCAUCCUUAGUCUAGAACAGCAAGUCAGAGAGAGGAACCUUAACCCCAAAGCAGCCUGCCUUAAGAGAAGGGAAGAAGAAAAAGUUUCUGCCGUAUCGGCAGAGCCGCCAACCACACUGCCAGGAACCCAUCCUGGGCUUAGUGAAACUACCAACCCUAUGGGUCAUAUGUAAACAUCAGCCAGUUCCAGAGUUAUCAGUAGGCUAGAUAGAAGGUGACCUCUCCUCAUAAGGACUUGGACAACUCAGAUUAUCUGAAGACACAAACCUGCUAGGAGGGAGAAGAAAAAACAAAACACUUGAAGCAAGAAACUCAAAUGUAAUCCUACGAUCAAAGCAACUGGUCAACACUUCCAUCAGAAGUGAAGAUAGGAAGCUCAUCAGAUAGAACGUCAGCCCAUGAAAUGUUUGCAACAUAUCACUUUGUUGCAAGCAGUGUGUCGCUUCUGCACAAUCAGAGACUGUCUCGAUCUCUCCACUCAUCGUGGAAGUUGCCUUGUGCCUAAACUGAAUUGACAAAUGCAUUGUAACUACAAAUUUUAUUUAUUGUUAUGGAACUGUAAGGUCUACAUAUAAAGGGAAAAAGUUAAUGUGGAAAGCUGAUCUAAACUCAGCUGAUGCCAGCAUUCGUUAAAGCUGUUCACGUGCAGAACAAAGCAGUGACAACCAUUGGCCCUUAGCAUUCCCGGCAUACCUAUUAGUGUCUUAAAAAGGAAGGGAAAAGUCUUUUGUUUGCCCUCUCCUAUCCUUUUGCCAUAUGAAUAGUGUUUUCCAUGAAAUAGGAAAAUAUUACUUGGUAUAGCAUUUCUUUCGCUCUCAUUUUUUCAUUCAUUUUUAUUUUCUCUUUGUGGGUGUUAUAUUUGGUCUCUGAAUCUGAAUAGUUUAUGGUCACAAUCCAGAAUCCUCAUGUAGUCCUAUGUGCUUUGCAUAUUUACCUUACAAAGAUAAACAGAGACCAUCUGUGACCAUAGCCUAGCUAAGAUUUUAAAGGGGAAAUUUUGUCCCCUAGAUUUUCCCCAAAAUAAACAUUGCUUUAUUUCUAAUAAUAACCAAGACUUUUCAAGCUUCUAGAUUUCAUAGUAAAGCUUGUAAUAGCAAGAGUGUAAAUUACAAGGGAAGAAUCUACUUCUUAGAAAUUGCUUUGUUUUCCAAGCAGUAAGUACUACAUAUAGUACUUGUAAAGUGUUAGCUGUAAAGUAAGCACAAAAAUGGAUUUAAAAUAUAAAGAAGAUUUCAGGCUGUGAUUAUGGUGACCGUAACAAAACCCGGUAGUCACCAAGGCAGGUAGUGUGAUAAAUGAACACACCACUCUGAGGCUAAUUACCAAAUGGAAUACAAGAGCAGUGGUCACCCGUGUUUCCUUAUCAUCGCCUUUAUUUCUCUGUCACUUGGAUGGCUGGUCAAUGGGGAGGAAUUCAGUGGGUGAUUUAAUCAACCACAAACCAUCUGCCCCCGUCCCAAGAAGAUGAGCCAGAUUAGCCGUAAACCAGUGCUUGUCAGUCCAUCUUAGCACAGUACGUUAAGGCACCCCUCUGUUUCUAAUCCUUAAGAGUUGUUUUUUAAGAUAUCAUAAUCACUUUGAACUUCCAUGAAAUCUGUCUUCCACCACAACAGCCCUGGGAGAGAAAAACAUGCUAAACAAGGUUGUCUUGGCUUAAUAAUUCCUUAUGGCCAGUAUCAACAAAGGCAGUCAGCACA